Messenger RNA from Xenia sp. Carnegie-2017, 3820 nucleotides. RefSeq names its product serine/threonine-protein kinase MRCK alpha-like. Gene Ontology annotation, molecular function: protein binding; protein serine/threonine kinase activity; ATP binding. Gene Ontology annotation, cellular component: cytoplasm; cytoskeleton. Gene Ontology annotation, biological process: actomyosin structure organization; peptidyl-threonine phosphorylation. The record is from RefSeq and is a predicted model, not a curated record. NCBI's taxonomy places the organism in Eukaryota, Metazoa, Cnidaria, Anthozoa, Malacalcyonacea, Xeniidae.
AACUUCAAGAGUCAACGAAAGUCUUACAAGAGCAGUCAAUCGGUAAUAAAUCUGGAGGCGGUGGAAGCAAAUCCCAAUCGGGGAAUCUAACUGAGGAACUGUCACUUUUGAAAAGAAGAAAUGACGAAAUCGAAGCGAAAUUAAAAGUUAAGGAGAAAGAACUUGCCGACUUAUCUAACGAAAAGAAGUCGGCAGAAAGUUCCUCAGAAGACGUGAAAUGGAAACUGAGAUCUGCCGAAAAAGAGAAGAAAACAUUAAAAGAGGAAAAAGAACUUUUGGAAAAGGAAAUUGCGGAGUCGAAGGAACGAAAUACAACUUUAUCAAAAGAAUUGAAAGAAGCUCAGAACCAACGUAAAAUGGCGAUGGCCGAGUUUAGCGAACUCAACGAUAAAUUAGCCGACAUGAUAUCGCUGAAAACAAAACUAAGCCGGACACAACGCGAGAAAGAAGAGGAAUUAGAGAGUGCGUUGGAAAAGGUUGAAAAUAUGAAAACCGAAAUGAGAAAUGUCGAUAAAAAGAAGCGAGAACUGAAUAGUCAAAUCGACGAACUUACGGCCGAAGUGAGUAAAGAAAAAAAACUGAGAUCUAGAAGUGAACAGUACUCGAAGCAACUCGAAGAAGAGAUUGAUAUUCUUAAGAUACGGCAGCGAAACCUUGGCAAAUUGACGAGUUUUGAUACGACAACUGAUCAAUUACAAGAAGAAAUUACCAAACUGAAGGCUUCUUUGGAGAAAGCAAAGAUUGAUCAUGAAGAUAUUUUGUCUCAACAAAAGAAAGAACAGCUAGCAGAAGUGAAGGAGCUCAAAGAGAAAUUACAUGAUCAGGAAAUAGCCUCGCAGAGUCUCAAGAGUCAGGUUACUGUGUUGACUGGCAAAGUAAGCCAAGCAAAGAAAGACAGCUUCAGUGAUCAGCAAGAUGUCAUCAGUGACAUGCAGAGACGAUUUGAACGGGACCGAAGCAUUUUAGAGGAAGAAAACAGAAAGUUGCAGAGUGAAGUUGAAAAGCUGACCGAACGACUUAACAAAUCAAUCGCAUCUCAACGUCGUAAUGACGAAGAAUUGAAAGACAUGAGGGAGAAAAAUGAUCAAGUUGCUCACUGGGAAAGUCAGAUAGGCGAGAUCAUUCAAUGGGUGAGCGAUGAAAAAGAGGCUCGAGGAUAUCUUCAGGCUUUAGCAACGAAAAUGACCGAAGAACUGGAAGCACUUAAACCUUCAGCUUCCGGUUAUGGUACUCUUGGAAAGAAUGACAAAGAUUGGCAAGCAAGGAGAUCGCACAAGAUGAAUAAACAAGAGCUUUUGGCCUUGCAGGCCACAUUAAACAAGGAACUCGAGGCCAAACAAAAUCUUGCUGAUGAGUUAAACCGCGUCAAAGCCAAUAGUGCGGUGACUGAGAAAAAGCUGAGCGAGAGCGAUGCGCAAAACGCUUCUCUGAAAGAGGAAGUACAUCAACUAAGAAACGAAAUGGAGAAAUUAAAAGCUCAAGGAUUUCGUAACGACUUUGGUGGUAAUUUCACUAGCCAAAAUACUUUCACGGAUAAGGCGGCGCCUGUCUCUGCAAUACCCUCCGAACAAGCAAAUCGUCCAACGCUUGACAUUGAUCCAAUACGAGGAACUGGUAAGGCUUACGAAGGUCACGUGAGAAUACCGAAGCCCGGCGGCAUAAAACGAGGAUGGCUCAGACAGUUUGCAGUUGUCCGUGAUUUUAAACUGUUUUUAUAUGAUACCGCUGAUCGCCAGACGUUGCCGUCUCCUAGUCUCGUCCUCGAUCUCAGGGACGAAGAUUUUUCCGUGUGUACUGUUCUUCCCGCUGACGUCAUCCACGCGACCAAGAAGGAGAUCCCGUGUAUAUUCAAAGUGACAUGCUGUCAGACGUCCCCCCCUGGAAGGAUGUUUACACAACUAGUCUUGACAGAAAGUGAACAGGAGAAAAUCAAGUGGGUUAACGCGCUGAAGCAUUUACGAGAAAUUUUGAUUGCAAAUCACGAUACCUCAAAGACGCAAAUCUUCCAAGCAAGGGAAGUGUGUGAUGCAUCAUUACAUAUUUUGAAAAUGGCCUUGUGUGCAACUAUUAUCGACACCGAUAAGAUUGUGGUCGGUACAGAAGAGGGUCUGUUUUUGCUGGAGUUGAUGAAAGAAUCUUGUAUUCGCAUUGGGGAUGCUAGAAAGAAAGUAAUCAAGGUAGAACUGAUUCCAGAAGAAGAGCUACUGGUUGUUUUAUACAGUAAAAAUCGUCAACUACGAUUGUAUCCAUUGUCGAUACUCGAAGGUCACGAAACUGCUCCCAUCAAGAUUGUAGAAGCAAAAAACUGCUCAAUGUUCGCAACCGGUUAUAUGCUUGAUGCAAGAACUAGUUGUCUUUGUGUGUCGAUGAGACGUCAGAUUUUCAUCUACGAGCUCAAUAAAACGCAGAUCCGACAUAGAAAGAUUCAGACUCUCACAUCGCCUGUCAACUGUCAGUGGCUUGGCUUGCACGCCGGUAGACUUUUUGUCGGCUACACCUCCGGUUUUGAUGUCAUCAAUUUGAAUGGUGGCGAAACGCUGAAAUUAGUGAACACCGAUGAUUCACGGCUGUCGUCUGUUUUCUCCAGUCAAAUGGAAGCGCUACUUGCGGUCGAGAUUUCAACGAACAAAGAAUUUUUACUUUGUUUUCGUGAAAUUGGGAUAUUUGUGGAUAACGCGGGGCGGAAAUCGAGAGAUGAGGAACUAGUGUGGCCAUCGCCACCAACAUCCGUCGCUUUCUGUGGUCCAUAUAUCAUUUCGUACAGCGAGCGUGGCAUCGAUAUUUUUGAGGCCAACUCAGGAAAAUGGAUUCAAACGUUUCCCUUUAAAAAGUGUCAGUCAUUGGCCAGUGAUGGAACUUUGUGUUUAUGUUUCGCGAACGAAUCUCCUAAUUUGCUAUUGUUGAAGGACAAAACGAUGCAAGAAGAAAGACUUAUCAUUCCUGAUCCAACCAAAGGGAAAAAGGCCAUUGCUGCAGUCCUCAAAAUGAGAAGCAAGAAUAGAUUUUCGUUUAAGACGAGAGAAAUGGGUUUCCAAGAUCUCGACCAAGAAACAAAAUCUAAAUUAAUUUCUCUUCCGACUGACUUUGUACACAAGACGCACAUGGGACCUGGGGACGGUAUUCCCAUAUUGAAAGAUAUGUCUUUGAAUCCCCAAAGGGUAGACGAAGAUGAAAUAAACGAUGGAAACAUGGUGGGAAAUUACUCGGUUGUCCCACGAAGUAAACGGCCAAUUAGUGCCAUUCCCCGACCGAAAAGCGUUGCUCCUGCGCCGCCUGUACAUAAUGGAAAAUCAUCUUACCGAGUCAGUAACGAGGAUGUAAGCCGCUCGCCUUCAUCGACCUCCAGUGAAGAAAUUCGAAGUAAUCGUUUAUCUGGAGAUUUAGAGAAAUAUUCUACCAAGGUACCUAACCUACCCUCGCCAGAUGCAAGUCAAACAAUAUCAGAAUUCGAUUCAAUAAAUUUAAUGCCAAGUGAACUAACACAAUCAUCAAGCAAUGAAGACACUACGGCAAACAGCUCGGAAAUGCAUUUUUAAUGGCAGACACCUUCUCUUGGAAUCUAAGAUAAAUUCAACUGUACGUCGUCUUCAUUUGUGAGCAAUUCCUCCUCGAUGGAUCAAUAUUUUUCAGCUGAGUAAACCCCGUGGGAAGCAAUGAAUAUAUGUUAAACCAACUUGUAGUUAUAUUUUUAUGCCGAUUUUAUAAUUAUGUAUUAAUGCUUAGUGAUGGACGUAGUUGUAUGAAUUUACUGUAAAUUAUAGCAAGGUUGUUGUGCAUAAUUAACACUUCUAAUGCUAAUCAAGGUCUUUAACUUUUUUAA